GUUUCGGUUGGCGAAUGUACGAACGGUAUUCAACAUUGUUUCAAGUUUCGGUAAUUCUAUCUGUAAAAUUAUCGCAGUGAUGUCGGACGACAGCGAUUCCAAGGAGUACGUAGUCGAACGGAUCCUAGCCAAGCGGACGUCCCGUGGUGUAACGAAGUAUCUAAUCAAAUGGAAAGAUUGUGACUCGUCCGAAAACACUUGGGAGCCGGAACAAAACUUGUGCUGUCCAGAGUUGAUUCGGGACUUUCUGAACGAAAAAGAAGCGAAGAAAAAAUGGCGCCCCACUAGCAAACGCACUUCAAAACGUGCCUCUGAUCCAGCAGUACCCCACAAGGUAGAAGAUGUUGAGAAGAAACCGAACGACGUGGAUAACAACAUCGACGCUAGAGUACUCAGGAAGCGGGGCAGAUCGGAUCCCACCGUGAACCGGACAGCGGACCAACCUCCUGGCGUUGAUGGUUUCCGGAAAGGUUUAGUUGCGGAGGAUAUUCUCGGUAUUACAUCUGAGGACGGCAAUCUGUUUUUUAUGGUUAAAUGGAAAAACACUGACGAAAUUGAGAUGGUAGAAUCGGCGCUAGCUCGGAAGCAUAUUCCCGCUAUGGUCAUUGACUUCUACGAGCGGCGAAUCAUUUGGAGUUCGGAUCCUUCAGAAUAAGUUGUAGCUUAUGAUGGAGAAUUGUUCUAUUUUCUAAUUCAGUUUUAUCCAAGUUAUUUGUUACUAGUUUAGAGAAAUUGAAAAAAGUUCAAAGAUAGAAAUAUUUUUAAAAUGUAUUAAUGUCACCUUUAUAAAAAAAAAGAGAGAAACAAUUUAAUUGCAGUUUUAAAACCAAAACUUCUAUUUCUAUGAUAGACGUAUAUUGAAUACAAUUUAAAAUUUCCUAGCUUUCCCAGUACAAUUUCCAUCAUAUUGAAGUAUUAGAACUCACGCACAGAUGGCAUUGCUUUACACGUGAAUUGUUCAGGUUCUUACAAAAGUACACUGAUUUUUUUCUUAAAAUUAAAAGAAAAAAUAAAACCUGAACUAUCUGAAGGUGAUGAGCUCAGAGUAAGAAUUUUCCUAAUAU
Molecule: messenger RNA, 1064 nt
Organism: Wyeomyia smithii (pitcher-plant mosquito)
Lineage: Eukaryota; Metazoa; Arthropoda; Insecta; Diptera; Culicidae
Product: chromobox protein homolog 3-like
Exons: 2
Coding region: 80-655 (191 amino acids)
Biological process (GO): negative regulation of transcription by RNA polymerase II; chromatin organization
Cellular component (GO): nucleus; pericentric heterochromatin
Molecular function (GO): chromatin binding
Source: RefSeq, a predicted model, not a curated record